Fragaria vesca subsp. vesca is the source of this 2834-nucleotide messenger RNA. Its product is annotated as putative UDP-rhamnose:rhamnosyltransferase 1-like. The transcript has a single exon. The coding region runs from base 1120 to 2556 and encodes 478 amino acids. NCBI's taxonomy places the organism in Eukaryota, Viridiplantae, Streptophyta, Magnoliopsida, Rosales, Rosaceae. The record is from RefSeq and is a predicted model, not a curated record. Gene Ontology annotation, molecular function: UDP-glycosyltransferase activity.
AAUAAAGUAAUAAACGCAUUCAUCGUCUGGGAAACUACCCCAAUUUGGAUUCGAUUUCAUUGUUGGCGGAUGCAUUUACAUAUAGAAUUCAUGCUUCCCGGUCUGGAAGCUUUAAUAUCUAGCCUCUGCUAACUAACGCUCGCCCCAUACUUUUUGAUCAAUAGAUCCUUCUACACAAGGGGUACAGUCCAUAAUCAAACACAAUGCUACAGUCCCACAAUCAUACACAAGCACACAACCAAUCAAUCACAGUUCUCCUCACUGAAUCAGAGACCACCACCAUCAAUCUCAUCCAUAUGGAUAUUCAUCAUGUAAUUGAAUUCAGUAUGAAGAACAACAAUUACAUUCCUUCAUGCAAAGAAGAACAAUUACAUUUCUUGUUGCUAUCAACACUAUAAGAAACCACUCAGUCCUUCAAUUUAUCACAUCAUGAUCGUGCAAAUCACAGUAAAUAUACACAAUUUCAAUUAUAGUGUCAUACUAACAACAAACUAACCUUGUACGAAUCAAGUACGACGAUGACCCAAGGUUUAGAAAAUCGUCGGGAAUCCAACGGUGGUUCGUGAAAAUCCACAACUACACCUCCGUCGCUCAGCAGAAGACCGCCGAUCAGAUUUCCAGAUUUCCCGAUGUAAUCGACUCUGCAAUAUACAACAAUAACUGCCGUCUGUCGACUAUCUCGAAUCCAGAUCUAUAUUCUACCUCUCAAAUCAUUUAUGCUUUUGCCUUAAGAAUAUACACGAUCGGGUAAUGCAAAGCUUCUCCAACACACCUCUAUGCUGUUCAUUAAUGAAGUUACCCACCCUUCGUAUCGUCGAUCGCGGAGGAAAGAGUUACAGGAUCACGCACCUCACGCGUUUAACGCGGCGACGGAGCCAGACGGGGAAUUUGCAUGUCCCCAUCGCUGAUUGACACGUCCUCCAGACAAACAAAGUACUCAAUGUACUCUGUACAUUCCAGAACACAGAGGCACAUUGUUUUUGACCAGUUGUUCAAAGAAAGAUCACAAACGCAAGUACACCACUCGUCCACGAUUCCGAAGUAGACCAUCAAGGUCUCAGGGCUCCUAUUAAAGAAGUCGGGAGAUUACAAUGAGCUCAAAGUACCCCAUCAAUCAAAAUGAGCUCUUCCUCUGCAACUAGGCAUAAGCAGCUCCACGUAGCUUUGUUCCCAUGGCUUGCCUUCGGUCACAUAAUCCCAUUUCUUGAGGUCGCCAAGCACAUAGCUCGCAAAGGCCACAAGGUUUCCUUCAUUUCCACACCUAGAAACAUCCAACGCCUCCCCAAAAUCCCAGAAACCUUAACCCCGUUGAUUACCCUAGUCCAAAUCCCACUCCCCCAUGUCGAAAACCUUCCCGAAAACGCAGAGGCCACCAUGGACGUCCCUCACGACGUUAUCCCAUACCUCAAAAUCGCUCAUGAUGGACUCGAACAAGGUAUUUCUGAAUUCCUUCAAGCUCAAUCUCCGGAUUGGAUCAUUCACGACUUUGCCCCUCACUGGUUGCCUCCGAUAGCAACUAAGCUCGGCAUCUCAAAUGCUCAUUUCAGUAUUUUCAACGCUUCCACUUUGUGUUUCCUUGGAUCAACAUCACCAAAUCGAGUGUCUAGAUAUGCUCCUAGAAAGAAGCUAGAACAAUACACUUCCCCUCCCGAAUGGAUUCCCUUUCCGUCCAAAAUAUACUAUAGGCCUUUCGAGGCCAAGAGACUGGUGAACGGUAUUUUGACACCAAAUGCUUCUGGCGUGACUGAUCACUUUCGUCUGGAAUCAACUAUCCAAGGUUGUCAAGUCUACUUCAUUCGAAGUUGUAGAGAGAUCGAGGGUGAGUGGCUCGAUUUGCUUGAAGACCUUCACGAAAAGCCUGUAGUGCUUCCGACGGGCUUGUUGCCACCAUCUCUACCAAGAAGUGAUGAAGACGGCGGAAAGGAUAGUGAUUGGUCCAAAAUUGCAGAGUGGUUAGACAAACAAGAGAAAGGGAAAGUAGUUUAUGUUGCAUUUGGGAGUGAGCUUAAUUUAAGCCAAGAGGAGUUCAAUGAGUUGGCUCUUGGACUGGAGCUAUCCGGAUUGCCUUUCUUUUGGGUGUUAAGGAAACCGAGUAAUGGGUCUGGCGAUGGUGACUCGGUUAAGCUACCAGAUGGGUUUGAGGACCGAACCAAAGGUCGUGGACAUGUUUGGACUACCUGGGCUCCCCAGCUCAAAAUUUUGUCCCACGAGUCGGUCGGGGGUUUCUUGACUCAUUGCGGUUGGAGUUCCAUCAUUGAGUCACUCCAGUACGGGCGUCCUCUAAUCAUGCUGCCAUUUAUGUACGAUCAAGGGCUGAUUGCUAGGUUUUGGGACAACAAGAUCGGAGCUGAGGUACCGAGAGACGAAGAGACUGGAUGGUUUACAAGGAACGAGUUGGCGAAUUCAUUGAAGUUGAUUGUGGUAGAUGAGGAGGGGAAGCAGUACAGAGAUGGAGCUAAUGAUUAUAGUAAGUUGUUUAGGGACAAGGAACUCCAUGAUAGGUACAUGGACGAAUGCGUGGAGUAUUUGGAAACGCAUGCGCAUCAUGAGGUUUGAAUGCUACCGGUUCGAGUGAAUAAAGAGAAGGCUCAAUUUCACCGGCUGUUUCCACAGAGCAGGCUGAAUUGGUUGCCCAGCGCCUUCAGAAGUUCACGUACAAUAAAUUUAAGGGCAGCAUUAUAUAGGUAGUAUUGAUUAUGAAUCUUAUGCGAAAUAAUGAAUUAGUUUCAUGUUGUUUAACAUACCUCGUGCGUGCAAGGCUAUAUAUUGAUUAACCUUAUGGUCUUUUAACAUUUCUCAUACCUAAUGCAACAAAUAUUUAAAUGGUUUUGAGG